This is a messenger RNA of Hibiscus syriacus, 1182 nucleotides long. RefSeq lists its product as uncharacterized. Bases 120 to 1169 code for a protein of 349 amino acids. Gene Ontology annotation, cellular component: chloroplast thylakoid membrane. NCBI's taxonomy places the organism in Eukaryota, Viridiplantae, Streptophyta, Magnoliopsida, Malvales, Malvaceae. The record is from RefSeq and is a predicted model, not a curated record. The transcript has 5 exons. Gene Ontology annotation, molecular function: protein binding.
AGUCAUCGAGACAAAAAAAAACCAACUUUCUAAAAAUAUCUACACAUUCACGGCGGUUUUGUUAACUGGAACGCCAUAUAUUUCCUUUCUUCUCUAUCUCUUUCUAUCGGACUCCGGCCAUGGCUGUGGUUAUUGGAAACUUAGCUUUGUUACUGGACGUGACGUCAGUGAGGACAGUUAUAACAACAGACCGAAAGUCCCGUCCCUCGGCGGUCGACAUCGUUUUGAACUUACAGAAGAGAGAUCCUCAUUUCUCCCACGCUUCUCUAUCCAGCAAGAGCCAACACGAAUGCUGGGACGGGGAGAGUCGGUCACACCGAGCGGUGGCUCGUGGCAAAUCGAAGGCGGUGGAUUUCGACGCUGCGUCCAGUGACGACGAUGGGAACGGCAACGGAAACGGAAACGGAUUUGAGGAGGAAGAGGAGGAGUACAAUUGGGAGAAUGAAAUGAGAAAGAGAGUUAAAGAAAUUGAGGAGAUGAGGGAGCUGGAGAAGAAAGCCGAGGAGUUGCAGAAUAAAGCGGAAGCAGAGGAAAGUGAAGGCGAAGAUAGAGAAGAAACCGAGGAGGAGAAAAAGCUGAGAGUGAGAAAAGAGCUCGAAAAGGUGGCUCAGGAACAGGCGGAGAGGAGAGCAACGGCACAAUUGAUGUUCGAAUUGGGCCAAAAGGCUUACGGAAGAGGCAUGUACGGACGCGCCAUUGAGUUUCUCGAAGCCGCUCUGACCAUCAUUCCCAGGCUGACAUUAUUUGGCGGUGAGAUUCAGAUAUGGCUGGCAAUGGCUUACGAGGCGAAUAACCGCCACGCGGACUGCAUUGCUCUGUACCAGCAAUUGGAGAAGAAGCAUCCUAGUGUGAGCAUUCGACGGCAAGCUGCCGAGCUCCGAUACAUUUUGCAAGCACCCAAACUGAAGAUUUCACAAGAAGAGAUGGUUACUAUACCGCUGAUUGGUUCUAGUUACGACAGCUAUGCAGCAACAUGGACUGAUAAGAACAAGGACAAGGAUCAAAAGGCAAUCGGAUUGACGACCAAUGAGCUUCCGUGGUCCAAAGACUUUCUGGGUGAUUUUCUGGUGUGGCGGCCUCCGGCCGGACUGGAGAAGAACAGGGCGUUUUGGAUCGCUUUGACAGUAUGGUUUGGCUUGGUGGGAGCGGCAGUUUUUCUACAGAAAUGAACCAUACCUCCAA